This is a messenger RNA of Daktulosphaira vitifoliae (grape phylloxera), 429 nucleotides long. RefSeq lists its product as uncharacterized. The record is from RefSeq and is a predicted model, not a curated record. Bases 1 to 429 code for a protein of 142 amino acids. NCBI's taxonomy places the organism in Eukaryota, Metazoa, Arthropoda, Insecta, Hemiptera, Phylloxeridae. The transcript has a single exon.
AUGGAGAAAUUCUAUGAGUUUGAUAAGGACCUAUAUAUGAUAUUUGUUGACUACAAACUAGCUUAUGAUAAUGUGAAUAGACAAGAACAAUGGAAAGCAAUAAUACAUUUUGGAAUUCCACAAAAAUAUGUAAAUUUAGUAAAAAUGUGUAAUGACAAAACGUUACUUAAAGUACAUUUUCUACAGAGAUUAUCGCCAGCCUUUGAAGUUAUUUCAGGAUGGAGAAAGGGAGAUGGUUUAUCCCCAACAUUGUUAAACCUGGGGCUAGCAAAAGUUAAAAGAGAAUCUUAUGAAGGCCGAAAAAUAGAAGUUAUUGGUAAGGAAGCUGUUUUAGCAUAUGCUGAUGACAUACGUCUUUUAGGGAAUACGCAAGAAGAAGUUACCCACUCACUUUCUAAACUAAUAGAAGCCAGCAAAAACAUGGGUUAA